AGCCCUCCACUUCGACAAAAUUCGAAUCGUUCCCGCUGCAGAUCCGAUAUUUUGAUUUCGUCCGCCGCACAAUACGGUUAUUCCCAUCAAAUUUGCGCCUCUCAGAGAUCGAACCUAUGACUUUCGGGACUAUUGGCCGUCUUUGAAAAGUUUUUUCGAAGCGUUUUUUUUCCGAGUUGUGACAGUUUCUGGUUUUCGGCGCUCUUGUGCAUCGGCUAGUGUGUCAAAAAAGCCGCCAAACUGAAUAAGAUAAUGAAUUUCCGCAUUAUUCUCCUAUGGCUCUUCACCAAUCGGCUUAAAGAUCGAGCGGAAGGCGUUUCCGAGCACGUUAUUCCUUACUGGGACCAACCGUUCUCUCAGCCAUAUUUUGAUAACACAACCAGAAGAGAAUAUACCACCACCGUCGGCCAAACAGCCCAUUUGCAUUGUCGGGUCAGGAAUCUUGGAGACAGGGCGGUAUCUUGGAUACGUAAGAGAGAUCUGCAUAUAUUGACAGUGGGUAUUCUGACCUACACCAAUGACCAGCGAUUUCAGUCACUCCACACUGACGGUUCUGACGAAUGGACUUUGAAAGUGACAUCGCCACAGACUAGAGAUUCUGGAAUAUACGAAUGUCAAGUCAGCACUGAACCGAAGAUCAGUCAGGCCUUCAAACUAAAUGUCGUUGUAUCUAAGGCGAAGAUAAUCGGCAAUCCGGAGCUACAUAUCAAAAGCGGAAGUGACAUAAACCUCACGUGUGAGGUACUUCAGACGCCGGAUCCACCUAGCUUCAUAUACUGGUACAGAGGAGGCAAUGUGAUCAACUACUCCCAAAGAGGCGGUAUAAGCGUUGUUACAGAAAAACAAACUCGGACAAGCCGACUGCUGAUUUCCCGGGCUACACCUGAAGACAGUGGUAACUACACUUGUUCCCCUAGUUCAUCCGAUGCAGCUAGUGUUUUGGUUCAUGUGCUUCAAGGAGAAACUCCAGCUGCCAUGCAGCACAGCUUGGCUCCAAUGAUAACUAUGGAUUUUACGUUGUUCUUGCUACUUUUGUGUUUCAUACUGCUCAGGUGAAUGUUCGUAUAGUUCCUGCUCUAUUGAUGCUAAUAGAACAGGGGAUUCAAUUCAACCCACUGAUAUACUUUAGAUCGA
This is a messenger RNA of Sitophilus oryzae (rice weevil), 1134 nucleotides long. Its product is annotated as platelet-derived growth factor receptor alpha-like. The transcript is spliced from 6 exons. Gene Ontology annotation, cellular component: neuron projection membrane. The record is from RefSeq and is a predicted model, not a curated record. Bases 253 to 1056 code for a protein of 267 amino acids. Lineage: Eukaryota; Metazoa; Arthropoda; Insecta; Coleoptera; Curculionidae. Gene Ontology annotation, biological process: synapse organization.